UAAAGAUUUGAGCUCGCAAACCAAACUAGGGAUUGAUGAAGUUUUUUAAAAUUUAAUAUUUGAAUCCUGGUUUUUAUAGAAAAUAACUGACAAACUUUUAAGUAAAUUUAGGGUGGCGCAAAGCUAUACUCUACUAAAAACCAAAAUUAACUUAUUUCUAAGUAUGUUAACUAAAGCUUACUAACUUCCUUAAAAUUGGAGAAAAGUGUGUAAAAUGGAUUUUUAUAAUCCUCUGUAAAAUUUUGGCUAAACUAGACAAUUCACAUUUUCGAUCGGUUAUGUGCUGACCACAUAAGAUUUCUUUUUCUAUAAAAGAGUAAUAUAUUUUCAGUUUUGUAUCAGUUUUAAACAAUCCAACAAUAAUAAAGGAGGUUCAAAUUGCAAUCACUAAAACAAAAUUAAGAACUUUUCUUUAAUGAUUUAAAAGUUCUAAAUAAAAUCUAGAAAGAAAAAAUUAUGAAUUUCUCAAAAAUAUUUGUAUUUGCUUUAAUUGUUUUAAUGGCAGUUGUUGGACAGUCCCAAGCUGGAUGGUGGGAAAAAAUAUUUAAACCAGUUGAAAAAUUAGGACAAAGGGUACGUGAUGCAACAAUCCAAACAAUUGGGAUUGCACAACAAGCUGCUAAUGUUGUAGCUACAGUUGGAUAAUUGACUGGUUGUUUUUUAUUUGAAUUAGAAUUUUUGAGCAUUUAUUGUUUUACAGUUUAUCAUUACAUUGUCAAUAUUUUACAUUCUAAACGUGUCAAAUGUACCUUGUUAUUCAUAAAACUUAAGUUUUAAGCAAUUUAAGAUAUGGGAAAAUACAAAGAAAUAAAAAAAAAUGUUUGUAAUAAAACGAAAUUUAAUUGUUUUAAUUAAUUUUCCUAGCUUUUUGUGUUGUCAAGUAUAUAUUUUGCGUACGAGUAUAAGUUUGUUUUAC
This is a messenger RNA of Condylostylus longicornis, 916 nucleotides long. Its product is annotated as cecropin-like peptide 1. Gene Ontology annotation, cellular component: extracellular region. The record is from RefSeq and is a predicted model, not a curated record. Gene Ontology annotation, biological process: antibacterial humoral response; defense response to Gram-negative bacterium; defense response to Gram-positive bacterium. The transcript is spliced from 2 exons. The coding region runs from base 457 to 645 and encodes 62 amino acids. Lineage: Eukaryota; Metazoa; Arthropoda; Insecta; Diptera; Dolichopodidae.